AUGUUCGAAAUGCACACAGCUUUCGCUGUCUACGAGCAGUUAAAGAAGGAAUUCAGCUCACCAAAGGCAGACCUACAGAAAUGCGGGCAAUACUUGGCAAACCUAAAGAUCUACUUGACCGAACUAUCAUUCCUUUUGCCUGGUGACCGGGCUCCGGAUGCUCAAGAGCUUCUCCUUGCACGCGAGGUCCUUGAAAUUGGCGCUCAAUGGAGUAUCCGUGUCGGCGACAUCCCAUCGUUCGAACGCUACAUCUCCCAACUAAAGACAUACUAUCAUGACUACAGCUCAAACCUCCCAGCUUCCGCCCGGAUGUAUCCCCUCCUUGGGCUGAAUCUCCUCCGCCUCCUCGCACAAAACCGCAUCUCGGAAUUUCACACAGAACUCGAACUCAUUGAAACAGAUCAAAUGGGAGAAAAUGUGUACAUUCGGCAUCCAAUUCAGAUUGAACAGUGCUUGAUGGAGGGAUCAUACAACAAGGUGUGGCAUUCCAGAGCGAACGUGCCUGCAGAGGAAUACGCUUUCUUUAUUGAUAUAUUGAUGGGAACCAUCAGAGACGAAAUUGCUAGCUGCAGCGAAAAGGCCUACGAUAGCUUGCCUAUCGCUGACGCGGCGACGCUUCUCUAUUUCAAAUCCGGGGACGAGGUCACGGCGUUCGCUUCUGAGCGAGGUUGGAAGGUGAACCCACAGGAUAAGAAGAUCUACUUUGGGGUAACGGAUGCGGAUCAUUUGGACAUUCCUGCAGACAAGGUUAUCAGUCAGACAUUGGAGUACGCAAGAGAGCUGGAGCGAAUUGUGUAA
Molecule: messenger RNA, 798 nt
Organism: Spizellomyces punctatus DAOM BR117
Lineage: Eukaryota; Fungi; Chytridiomycota; Chytridiomycetes; Spizellomycetales; Spizellomycetaceae
Product: proteasome regulatory particle lid subunit RPN12
Exons: 6
Coding region: 1-798 (265 amino acids)
Biological process (GO): proteasome-mediated ubiquitin-dependent protein catabolic process
Cellular component (GO): nucleus; cytosol; proteasome regulatory particle
Source: RefSeq, a predicted model, not a curated record